UGCACAUUUCAAGGGCAGCCAACACCAGCGUGUUUCCAUCGAACCUUCUCAACUAUGAGCAUGCUGUGCAGAGUGAGCCAAAUCCGCAGGUGUGCAGCCAGCCUCAGCCAAGCUGUUAACCAGGUGGCUGCGUCGAGGCAGAAGCACACCCUCCCAGAUUUGACCUACGACUAUGGAGCCCUGGAGCCCCACAUCUGUGCCGAGAUCAUGCAGCUGCACCACAGCAAACAUCAUGCCACUUAUGUCAACAACCUCAACGUCACAGAGGAGAAAUAUCAGGAGGCACUUGCAAAAGGAGAUGUAACGGCUCAGGUCGCCCUUCAACCUGCUCUGAAGUUUAAUGGCGGUGGCCACAUCAAUCACACGAUCUUCUGGACUAACCUGUGUCCAAAUGGAGGGGGAGAGCCUCAAGGUGAGCUGAUGGAGGCCAUCAAGCGGGACUUUGGUUCUUUCCAGAAGAUGAAAGACAAGAUGUCUGCAGCCACAGUGGCAGUGCAGGGCUCAGGCUGGGGCUGGCUGGGUUACGAUAAGGAGAGUGGAAGACUUCGAAUUGCGGCUUGUGCAAACCAAGAUCCCCUGCAGGGGACAACAGGUCUCGUCCCUCUCCUCGGUAUUGAUGUGUGGGAGCACGCUUAUUACCUCCAAUACAAGAACGUGCGCCCCGACUACGUCAAAGCCAUCUGGAAUGUUAUCAAUUGGGAGAAUGUUAGCGAGCGACUUCAGACUGCCAAAAAGUAAAAAUAAUGCUCAGACACCCCCAAAAAACCUUUUUCUCCUUGACCUUGGUUAAAUAGUAAUUGCAAAUAAUUUACAGUUUAACCUCACUCGAGUAUCUGGUUGGUGACAUUAAUUGUAAUCGUACUUCUAACAGUUCCAAACUGGGAAGGUUGGUGCUGCCGUAGUCUCUGAAACAAUCUUUCUGGUGGACACACACAUUAAACCAAGUAUGGACAUUAUUUGCAAGUACUUUUUCAUCUCGGGUCAUUUCAGCGCACAACAGAUCACCUUCAGCCUCAAGGCUUGCUUCUGUCACCCACAUCCUAAAACAUGGGUGGCUAAAUUAGGUGUUAAAUAAUCAAUAUGCAUCUUUAGUGAGCUGUUUGUCAGGUUAUGUUGCACUAAAAUGGGACAUUGUAUUUGCAGUCCAUGUUUUUGAUGUAUUAUAAUAAAAUUUAUUGAAUUUCA
Messenger RNA from Salarias fasciatus (jewelled blenny), 1185 nucleotides. It is a transcript of the gene sod2, whose product is annotated as superoxide dismutase 2, mitochondrial. NCBI's taxonomy places the organism in Eukaryota, Metazoa, Chordata, Actinopteri, Blenniiformes, Blenniidae. The record is from RefSeq and is a predicted model, not a curated record. Gene Ontology annotation, cellular component: mitochondrion. The annotation marks the transcript as partial. Gene Ontology annotation, biological process: superoxide metabolic process. The transcript is spliced from 5 exons. Gene Ontology annotation, molecular function: superoxide dismutase activity; manganese ion binding.